AUGCCGUACAUAAUCUAUGUACCGGCAAUCCCACGACCGUACAUCACCAACGACCCCAGGAUCUACAUGGACUGUAGCAAGACCUUUGGCUGGACUUGCGAGUCACGACCAUACUCCGAUUCGUACUGCGAAGAAUCACGGGUAGACGAAGACAUGCGCGAUGAGGGCGAUCGACGACGCGAGCAGCUAGAACGAUAUUGGCUUGAAGAACUGGACCUGCGGGAGAGCUUCAUGAAGAAGGUUGAAAUUGCGCAUGGGGAGAUGCCGGUGGACCACGACAAACAUGAUUCGGUACAUAGCGUGGUUGUCGAGGUCAAGGAGAUUCUAAUCGAUGCUGGAGAUGGUUGA
Molecule: messenger RNA, 348 nt
Organism: Cucurbitaria berberidis CBS 394.84
Lineage: Eukaryota; Fungi; Ascomycota; Dothideomycetes; Pleosporales; Cucurbitariaceae
Exons: 2
Coding region: 1-348 (115 amino acids)
Source: RefSeq, a predicted model, not a curated record